Molecule: messenger RNA, 4390 nt
Organism: Xenopus tropicalis (tropical clawed frog)
Lineage: Eukaryota; Metazoa; Chordata; Amphibia; Anura; Pipidae
Gene: cntn5
Product: contactin 5
Exons: 26
Coding region: 460-3765 (1101 amino acids)
Cellular component (GO): plasma membrane
Source: RefSeq, a predicted model, not a curated record
UUGAGCUGGAGGGUAGAACGUAUCCUGUUUGGGGAAAAUAUGUGUUUGGGACCUGUUGGGACCUGGUGGCUGCACAGUUAUCUCUGAGCCUGAGGAAUAAUUAUCCACAAGGGGUGGAUUUCCUAGUAGCAAGGCCCAGCUACUAUAUUCUGCCCUAAACACUUGGGACUGAAGUGGAGCCGCUUCUGAGGAAGCGCAGGAAUCCUACAAAAGACUAUUUUUUCAGAUGAAAUGCCUGGCGUAUCCUUACUGCGUUCUGGAUUUCAGUGGAAACUCUCUUGCUAAAAAGAAAACUGGUGUAAAGAUUGGACAUAAAACAAUUUCCCCAAAUCGGAUAUACAGUGUGCUGCAGGUACCAUAUCCCUGGCGACAUAUUUGAGAAGGCUGAGCUUUAAUGAAGAAACGUCAAAGCUGUUAACAAUCACGCAAACCAGGGACUCCAGCCCCAAGUGACCAAGAAUGGCGUUGUCAUGGAAACUGGUACUGCUCGUGUCAGUCAUGGAGCAUCUAUCAGAUUUUACAAAGGCUAUCCCGGGGCAACAGGCCGCCUAUGCAGCAAUCUUAAGGCUUAAAAGUGGAAGCACAUCAUCUAUAGCAUUCAACUCUAUAACCAGACCGCGGUAUAGAAGCUCUUCAUUGGAGACACUUGAUCACCCGUCGGAAAUGUGGAGAGAGAGAGCAAAGCAUUACAGUGCUCCACCAAACAUGUACCACUUCCCUGAAGCUUUCAGGCAAGAUGAUGAGAGUGUGAAUUAUGGGCCAGUGUUUGUCCAAGAGCCAGAAAACAUUGUAUUCCCUAUGGAUUCUGGGGAGAAGAAGGUGGCCCUUAAUUGUGAGGCAAGAGGGGUUCCUACACCAAUAUAUAGAUGGUUACGCAAUGGGACAGAGAUAGACUUGGAAAAUGAUUAUCGGUACAGUAUGAUAGAUGGAAAUUUUAUUAUCAGCAGCCCAAAUGAGAUGAAAGAUUCUGGUCAAUAUCAGUGCCUAGCCGCUAACUCCUUUGGCAGCAUCCUUAGCAGAGAGGCAACCCUUCAGUUUGCAUAUCUUGGAAACUUCAGUGGGCGGAUAAGGAGCGCAGUGUCCGUGAGAGAAGGCCAGGGAGUUGUUCUGAUGUGUUCUCCUCCUCAUCACUCUCCAGAGCUCAUCUACAGUUGGGUUUUCAAUGAGUUCCCUUCUUUUGUGGCUGAAGACAGUCGCCGCUUCAUCUCCCAGCAGACAGGGAAUCUCUACAUUUCCAAAGCACAGGCAUCUGAUGUCGGCAGCUAUAUUUGUCUCGUGAAAAAUCCGUUGACUAAUACGAGGGUCAUGAGCCCACCGACGCCACUGACUCUACGCAAUGAUGGUGUGAUGGGAGAAUAUGAGCCGAAAAUUGAGGUCCAUUUCCCUUACACAUUUACAGCCGCUCAGGGAACUACUGUUAAAAUGGAAUGUUUCGCACUCGGCAACCCUGUUCCUACAAUAUCAUGGAGAAAAGUGAGUGGCUUCAUUCCUAGUAAGGCGCGUUUAAGAAAAGCCCAGGCAGUUCUUGAGAUUCCAAAUGUGCAACUGGAAGACGCCGGCACAUACGAAUGCAAAGCGGAGAAUUCCCGAGGCAAGAACGCUUUCCGAGGUCAACUCCAAGUCUACACACAGCCUCAGUGGAUUGAGAAGAUUAACGACACCCAGUUGGAUAGUGGAGACCAGCUCCGUUGGGAAUGCAAGGCUGAAGCAAAGCCAAGGCCCAUAUACCGUUGGCUGAAGAAUGGCCUUCCCUUGAUGCCACAGAACAGGAUUGAGAUGGUUAAUGGAAUGCUGACAAUCCAUAAUGUGAAUCAGUCAGACGCGGGAAUGUACCAGUGCUUGGCAGAAAAUAUAUAUGGGAUCAUCUAUGGCAGCGCAGAGCUUAAGGUUUUAGCGUCAGCUCCAACAUUCGAGUUAAGCCAAAAGCAAAAAACAGUUGUCAUAACGAAAGGCAAGGAAGUUGUCCUGGAAUGCAAACCUUCUGCCUCUCCGAAGCCGUCCAUCUCCUGGAUGAAAGGGGAGAAAGCCGUAAGGCAGAACAAGAGGGUAGCUGUUCUUCCAGAUGGAAGUCUACGGAUCUUAAAUGCUUCCAAGUCAGAUGAAGGAAGAUACACUUGUCGCGGGGAAAAUAUAUUUGGUUUGGCAGAGAUUGUGGCAUCGGUGUUUGUUACAGAACCAACUAAAAUAGAAUUAACGCCGAAGAGGACUGAACUAACCGUCGGAGAGAGCAUCGUCUUGAGCUGCAAGGCGAUCCAUGAUCCCUUACUCGAUGUUUCCUUCUCCUGGAUUCUGAACGGGCAACCUGUCAGCUUUGAGAAAGAAGACGGGCAUUUUGAAAGCAUCAGGACCCAAGCGUCUUCUGCAGAUUUAAUGAUUAGGAACAUUCUGCUGAUGCAUGCUGGGAGAUACGGCUGCAGGGUGCAGACCACAGCGGACACUGUAUCUGAUGAGGCAGAAGUACUAGUUAGGGGCCCACCUGGACCUCCGGGAGUGGUCAUCGUAGAAGAAAUAACUGAAAGUACUGCAACCCUGUCAUGGAGUCCCGGAGCUGAGAAUCACAGUCCUAUUCUUUGUUACAAUUUACAAGCUCGAAGUCCAUUUUCACUUGGUUGGCAGACAGUAAAAACAGUUCCUGAGAUUAUUAAUGGAGAAAUGGAGUCUGCGAUGGUGGUUGAUCUAAAUCCGUGGGUAGAAUAUGAAUUCAGAGUUGUGGCCACCAACAGUAUUGGGACCGGAGACCCCAGUGUGCCGUCCAGAGUCAUCAGAACAAAAGAAGCAGUUCCCAAGACCCCUCCAGCUAACGUAAGUGGUGGAAGCGGAAGGAGACAUGAGCUAGUGAUAACAUGGGAGCCAGUUUCAGAAGAGUUCCAAAAUGGCGAAGGCUUUGGGUACAUUGUUGCUUUUAGACCCAAUAAUACACGGGGCUGGAAGGAGAAAAUGGUGACCUCUUCUGACGCCUCUAAAUUUAUCUACAGAGAUGAAAGUACCCCACCCCUCACUCCAUUUGAAGUCAAAGUCGGAGUAUAUAAUAAUAAAGGAGAUGGACCUUUUAGUGAUAUAGUUUUCAUCUGCUCUGCCGAGGGAGAACCAACUACUGCCCCUGCAGAUGUCAAGGGUACAGGCUUGUCUGCAUCGGAGAUCGUUGUUGCAUGGAAACCAAUGAAAGAGAACUUAGGAAAAUCACUGGGAUAUGAGGUUAGUUACUGGAAAGAUAUGGAGCAAGAGGAGGCAUCGGAAAAAGUGAAAACUGCAGGAAAUGAGUCGUCCGUCAUUCUGACAGAUUUAGAUGGAAAUACAUUGUAUCACAUCACAGUGAGAGCAUACAACAAAGCAGGAUAUGGGCCACCAAGCGCCGCGGUGCGUGCCGGGACCAAGAAAUCUCCUCCUAGUCAAGUACCAAGCAUUUUGAAGUGGAUCCGAAAUGGUUCCCAUGUGUCUUUGGGCUGGGAAGCUGUUAGGUCAUUGGCAAAUGAAUCGGAUGUCAUGGGCUACAAGGUGAUGUUGAGACAAGAGGGUCACAGCAACAGUCAAGUCAUUCAAACACAGAAAACAAAUGCCGUCAUUCUCCUUCCCGACGCCGGGUUUUAUAUCAUAGAUGUCAGAGCCGUUAGUGAAGGUGGGGAUGGCAUAGCCAGUUCUCAGAUCCGAGUGCCGUCUUUUUCAGGUAAAAUAACAAGCGCCCAGACAUCUACGCAUUGCAUUUCAGCCGCCUCCUCAUCUUUAAUAGUCCUCCUGGCUUUGGUGAUUCCCACAACGUUAUUGUGAAGACGACGAGCACUUUGUUCUUUUGCUUUUAUGAUUAUUCGUACUGACUACAAGCUAGACGUUUCUAAUACAUGAAGGCAAUGGAACCUAGGACCUAUUCCUCAAUAAGACACCCAAAGACAAUGUGGAAAAGACUUAGAGGAAUGCGGCAAAAUGAUUUCUCAUUUUUACCUUCAAGGAUUAUUUUGUAUAAAUGGACCGGUUUGCAAAUAGUCCGUCCUUAGAAGCUUCUGUAAAGGGAAAAGUGCAGUGACUUUGGUUUAAACGCUCUGGAUUUCCUUCUAUGCGAUUUAUUCUUUUUUUUUGGUAACCUGAGUGUGUUUGUUUCUUUAGUUCAAGCAGUGACGUUCAGUGCGCAUACAAACCGAGAAGGUAGGAGCUACAUGAUGGGUAUGUUGGAACCUUAAAUGCCGCUCACUGCUCUUGCUAAUAUACAAGAUUAAACAACAAUGGCUGCGUAGCUACGGUAACUGAUUUACAGAUAUGAAGAGGCCUGUGGAAUAGAAUCAUUAUGAUUUGGAAAACAAAAAUCAUUUCAUGUUUGGAGGCUGAAACCAUUUUUCUCAUAGCAAGAAAAAAAAAAUCAAUAUUUAUGGUCAAUAAAAAAAAAAACAGCUUUUCGAAA